This is a messenger RNA of Phytomonas sp. Hart1, 882 nucleotides long. The record is from the annotation of a GenBank genome assembly. Lineage: Eukaryota; Euglenozoa; Kinetoplastea; Trypanosomatida; Trypanosomatidae.
GUUAUUAUUGGUUUUACUGAUUCUUUUCACGUAGUCUAAGUUGUUCCCACCUGUUCCAUUCAUCAGGAUGUCUGCUAAUUUAAAUACUACUAAUAGCGAAUUGAUGGAGGUCGAGGAGAUAGAGGUCUCUGACGGAGGAGCCGCUCGUUUUGCCGCGAUUGAAGUUAAGAGUGAUGCAGACAGGUUCAACGUUAAAUGGGAGGCCCCAGCCAAACUACUGCGCUUCGAUGAAGGUGAGAAUCAGUGGAAGGAGCGCGGUGAGGGUAAGGCACGCAUUUUACAAUGUAAAGAUGACUCCGAUAAAUACAUGUUUGUGUUUCGUCGUGAAGCAGUAGGGAAGUUAGCGGCCCACCAUUAUCUUCAGAAAGGCAUGAAUGUAAAAGUGCAUCCGAAGAACGAAAAAGCAUUGUUGUGGUCUGCCUUUAAGGAUUACACAGACGAUGAUGAAGGAUUCCCAGAAAGUUUUGUGAUGCGGUUCUCAACAAAAGAGACUACUCAAGAUGCACUCAAGCAGAUGGAGGAAUGCAUUACAACUUCUAAUGUGUAAGAAAUUUUACUUGAGAAGGAAAUUCAUGGAAGGGUGUAUUGUAAAAGCAACAAUAAUACGUAAAGACUUAUCCUAUGUGUACGUAUUUACUUUAAAAAAAAGAGGGAAGUAAAAUAUGCUAUCCCAAUAAGACUAUGAUACCAUUACGGUAGUUUAGUAUGAAAUUUCUUUAAUAUUCAUUAAAUAUAUUUUUUAAAAUAGAACCAAUGCACCCUUUCUGGUAAAUAUAUAUGGAGGUCCACUUUUUUUCUUCAGAUUUUUCCAUUUUAUAAAAUUGCUAGUUUGUAUAUAUUUAUCGAUAAAUGUGACUCUGAUACAAACACCGACAUACCACA